AAUAUGAUUAUUUUUCACUUUAUAACAGAUUUUGAACAUUUUGAUAAUUAAAAAAAAACAUAGAAUAUUACACAGAACAGCAAUAGAAGAAUGCCAGCAUUGAUUUUGUUGACAUUUCUCCACUCUUCCUCCAACUGUUGCUGCUCUCCAUCCCUCCAUCACCUCUUGUUUAUUCUCAGUGAUAAAGAGCUUGGGGUACUAAUACAAAUAUUACAAUUUCUUUAAAAGUAUAAAAGGCAACUUCAAAAUUCAAAUGGAAUAUCAAAAACAUGUUUUUUGAGGCACGGCUGGAAGAUGAAAUGAUAAAAACUUUUCAUUAAAAAAGAUAUUGCAAAAAAACCACCUCACCAGCUCAUUUCUGACAGUUAUCCUUCCACGCUUAAAUGUGUCCUUUAUUUGAAUAUUUAUACUCUGAUUGAAAAAGAAUAAACAACUCAAACAGAUGAAGUGUUCAAAGGAUCGGAUGAAGUAGCAGCAGGUCCAUUCCAUCAGAGUCCAUGCCUUUGUUUGGGCUCGGCUCUUUGUCUGCACCUUUAAAAACAUCAGGAAGGAGGAAAGGGAGAGAAAGGGAGGCGACAGGACAAAUACAAUGAUCGCUGAAACUGGGAAAGACAUUCCGAAGGCCGAUUAUCUCCGAUCAGAAGCGAGCUCCUGCCCAGACUCCCCCGUCUCCUCUCCCUCUGACCCCGGGCGGCUGAGCAGGAGGAGGGACACUCAGACCAGCAGCGGCAGCAUCGUCCCGGAGGAGAGCGGCAGCAUUCAGCCCCUGGUCUCCUCAUCCUGCAUCAUGACAUCGGGGGAGUUCAUGCAGACCGCUCCCCUGCUGGCGCACAAAUCCAAGAGGAGCCUGAUGUACAAGGCGCUCUGCUUCCUCCUCCUCAUAUUUCAGGGCGGCAUCCUGGAUUUCUACCUCAUCAUCUUCACCGACCUGUACUGGUGCUCGUGGAUCGCCACGGACCUGGUGGUGAUUUCGGGCUGGGGGAUUUUCUUCAUGAAGAACGCGCGGAGUAAAAGAGAGCGGGCCUGCGGCUUCCACCAGAAGAGCUCCAUCUUCGGCUGCAACCUGGGGGAGUUCACCUACGCCUACCUGGCCUGGCUUAUUUAUGUCAUCGCCUGCACUCCGAAGGUGGUGCUCAUUCUGGAGACGUCCAUCCUGGACCUGAUCGCGCUGAAGGUCCCGUGCGGAGUGACCGGCUUCAAAAUCAUCGUGCUGCUGUCCGCUCCGCUGCUCUUCUGCCUCAUCAACUCCAUCAUCGAGGACCUGAACGGUUCGACGCGGCACCACUCCCAGAACUGCUUCACGAGCACCUGCUUGGACCUGCUGGAUAGCUUCACCCUGGUGGAGAUGCUGCUCAGGAACGAGAUCCCCACCGUCUACCUGAAGUACACCGUCAUCUCGGUGUACUUCGUGGCCCUGGCCGUGCCGGUGGUCUGGCUCUACGAGCUGACGGCGUCGGAGCUGCGCUGCCGGUGGCUGUGGGCCCGCUUCUCCACAGGCCUGCUGGUCAACGCCCCGCUGCUGGUGGUCAGGUGCUUCCAGGUCUACGUCUACAAGACGCCGGUGUCGGUAUUUAUGUUCAAAAACAUCUUCUUUUUGGUGUGUAAGUUGCUGGAGCUGGUGGAGCAGUGCGUGGCGGUGCGGGGGGUCCGCAGGUUGGCCGGCAGCAGUAACCCGGCCCAGUUCUCCCACUGCGUUUCCGAGAACGACAUGUGUCCGCACGGAUAUGUCAACACUCUGGCCGUCACCCAGUCCUAGAGCCCGGGAAGAGCCCGGAACAGAGCCUGGGCAGAGCCUGGGCAGAGCCCGGAGCAGAGCCCGGCAGACCGCCCUGCCUCUGGGGAUGAGAGGUGGUGAUGCCUUCCAGACACAGCUAGAAACUCGGAAAUCCCAAACACUGUCCCAGCCGACCUCUGGCUCCAGAAAGAGGCUUUGGAAAGCAAAGCAACGUAACCAAGUGGCAGGUCAGGAUAGGGUUGGAGCAGCAGAACAGUACAGGGUAGAGAACCUGUCACUUUAGAACAUAAACCACCUCAACACUGAAAUGAAAAAUGACUACAAAUUCUACAAAGAAACUACAGUUUUCUUAGUUGCUUCUGCCUCCACCUCAAUCCAGACAGGGCUAGAUUAACCCGAGGCCCCGGGGCCCCCAGCACUGUUCUGUGGAGUUGAUUAGAAACAGUUUGCACGACUCACUGCAUUAAAGAAUCACAUGUAUUUGUAGAGCACAUGUCCUAACAGUGUCUUGAUAAGUGUGGACAGUCCAUAGAACACAUUGGAGAUAGUUUUUGAUUCUAAAUUCCUAUUAAUAAACAUGUCUGUCUUUUUGGAUUAUCCACAGGAAUAAGGACAUCCUUCAUAGUGAGACAUGUUGCUUUAGAACUUUUAAAAUAAGUGUGAACUUAAUGAUAUUUACCUCUGUACAUUGGGCUGAAGGCAGAACUUUCAGACACAAUACUGUUCAAAAGUUUGUGCUCACUUAGAAAUGUCCUUAUUUUUGAAAGAAAGGCAGUUUUUUCAAUGAAGAUAACAUUAAAUGAAUGAUAAAUCCAGUGUAGAUAUAGUUAAUGUGCUAAAUGACUAUUCUAGCUGGAAACAGUUGAUUUUUAAUGGAAUAUCUACAUAGGGAUACAGAGGAACAUUUCCAGCAACCAUCACUCCUGUGUUCUAAUGCUACAUUGUGUUAGCUAAUGGUGUUGAAAGGCUAAUUAAUGAUUAGAAAACCCUUGUGCAGUUAUGUUAGCACAUGAAUAAAAGUGUGAAUAAAAGUAUGUCAUUGUCUGGGUGACAACAAACUUUUGAACAGUUGUGUAUGUAUUUACAGGUUUGACAGAUUCCACCAAAAACAUCUGGGGGAUUUGUUUCCUACAAGAGAGUGAGUCUCUUUAUUUUGUUGUGUGGUAAACUGACCCUUGAAAGAAUAUACAGUGUCAAGAACAACAGACAACAAUGCAGAAAAAAUGCAAUAUUAAGCAUUACCACAGAUAAAGAGGAUAAAGAGGAACCCAAACUAACUUCACAGUUCUAUUUAGGUAAUUCAGGACCCCUUGGUGUUGGUGAACCCCAAGGCUGCUACUUAAUAGUCCAGUUACACCAAGGACUGGCUGUGAUUCAUGUCAGUCCGUCACUAAUGAACAAACGUUACUCUUCUUUUUGGCUUUUCAGUUUUGUUAUAAAAAAAAAAAAACUCCAUUCUCUAACACAUAUGUCAUCAGCAAGUUUUGAUGCUGCUAAAGUAGCAUCUGCAGGGCAACAGGAAGCUGAUAUGGAGCCAUGAGGUGGAACUCAGUUUGGGCCCCUAUUGAGCAAGUGGUUGUAGUCCUACAGUGUACCCACAUUGUGCCAAUCAGUAAGAAAGGGCCAGGAAACACAUUAGGGGCCCUCGCCGUUUAGUGGUGCAUAUUGCCAAAUAACCUUGGAAUGAAUCUAAUUACCAUAAAGUAAUACUGAUGUAUGCUAGAUGUGUUUCAGGGCUUUUGAGAGUUUGACAGCUGUGUUAGUCGAUAACCACAUUGCAUUUAUGGGUAAUCUAACAUGAUGUGGUGCCAAAAAAAAACUAUUUAUUGAUUGGUUUUACAGGCUAAAACCAUCUUCAGAGCAGCGGGGGUUGGUAUAUGUCGCUGUGUUACAAUGACGCCUGCUAACUGCACCUCUGAAAACUUGGAGUUGACUACACUUUCUGAGGUUUCCACUUGGAAUUCUGACUUUUGGGGCAGAUGGCAUUCUAUAUGCCGGUGGAUUUUCCAGUUUUUGAACAUGUCUGGUCUCAUCCGUACCAGCCUUACAAUGUUCCCUCUACAGACUGGUCUACAGGUGCUACAGUCAGACCCAACACCUGCAAUAGCCUACAGCAAUUCAAACUCCGAUGCACUGAACCUUCCUGAGGCAUGUCUGUCAGCCUGUGAGUUUCACUGCAGUACUUUAAUGGAAUACAGAGAGGCAGCAGCUGGACAAUGUGUAGAUUUAAGUGGCAAAGUGCAAUUUGAAGAAUCCUUGGGUUUGCUCUGAACAGCUGGGUUCUACUUCACCUAUGUACAUUAGUGUUUUCUAUUGAUGACCGUGUUGUCUCCUGGUCUGUGCUGGUUCUAAAAGCUGUGUCUGGUGCUGACAGUAGAGUAGACGUGUGUGAGUUAAUGCAAUGCUUAAAGACCCAACGGUGCCGUGAUCAACAGGUUUACUAAUCCUUUUCAAAUGGACCCCUGUCCAGCAGCACUUUCUGUUGGUAUCCCUGGCUGUGCUACUGUUCUCCAACUUAUGUCACUUUUUUGAUUGAGUCCUAAAAGAUCACAGGCUACUACUCAAGCCUUGAUUUUUCUCCCUUGCAGAUGCACACAUGGACACGACAGACGCAUACUUGUCAUUAUACUUUUUCUAUUCCAUGUUAGACCACUUGUGGAACUCUGUUCCAUCCCUGUGCAAUAGGUCAUAUCUACAUAUUUCAUACAUAUACACUACUGCAGAGUAUACACACUGCUGACCCAUGUAAUGUAGUCACCUGCACAACACAACUUUUGGGGUGUACACAGAUGUCCACACAGGAGCCCUCAUGGACGCUCACAGACUUGUAGAGAUGACAAAAUGUAUGUCACGGGAACCCCGGCAGACCCUCAUGCAGUCAGACGCACAACAUGUAACUAGGUCAUUCCAGGAUUGGAGGACAUUUGGACUACAAAAUUUUUAAAAAUAGACCUUCUCUUUUACAGUUUUCUGCUCCAUAUUCAUCAAUAAUAGGUAAUAAACUAUCAAAGGCUUGAUUGGCUCAGCUUACACAUCAAUGGUACCAUUUUUAUUCCAUGUUUUAUUUGUUGUUUGCUAACCCUACUCUAAUCACAGUAACAGGGUUGCUAAUCCAUGCUAAUGUGAUCUUUUUCUCAGCAGUAGAAGCUAGAUAUUUAGCUAGCUGUUACUGCUGACCAAGAGGACAAACUGUCUGAUGGAAAACAGUCAAAAGAAUUAGUCUGAUCCUGAUAAUAUGAGGUCGAGUGAGACGUUCAAUCAAGGCUGACAAUGUGAUGAAAAUAUGAAAAAUAGAAGAGCAGACAUAGCUUUGUUCUACCCAUUCUUUAGGAAAAUAGUUUGAUGAUGUUAAUUCCAGCGUUUCAUGUGAUUCAGUGUUUUCUUCUCCUACCAGAUAAAAAGGUUAUGCUAACAGGGUUGUUGUGGGACACACAUUCCAUGCAUAAUAAUUAUUAUUUAAAAUAUUCUGUUGAUUAAAAAAUGUUCCCAUAAUCACAAGAGACAUCAAUGAAAAAGAUAAUUCAGAAAAAAGGAGAUUUAAAUUUCAUUUUAACUGUUUUAUUUGAGGUUCAAUUUGGUCAUCAGGGGGGUGAGACAAGAGAAAAAUGUCAUUUUAGGAGGAACUCCAGAAUUAUUUGGUAUUUUAAAAAUAUUUUCAAACAUUUUUUUCUCCUAGUUUUUUUUUAGCUUUGUUCUCAGGACAGGCACAUUUACACAACAACUGCAUGUUUCAGUAUUUUCUACAUGGAUUAUUUGAAAUUUGAUGGGUGGGAUGUAAAAUGUCCUCCAGUUCUGGAAUGGCCCUUAUAAUGCUGUACUCGCUGUGGCAUCUGUCAUUUCAAGGCCCAUUGUUCUCUGGAUAACAAACUGGCUUAAGUCAGUUUGUCAGAAAAUAAAUGAAUACAUAAAUAUAACACUCAUUCAUUUCUUCAUAGGACUUCAGUAUGUUUAUUUUCUAAAAGCUCAUACUAUACAGAAAAUCUCAGUAGACUGAAAGGUUUGUGUCAUUUUCAACACACCUGUGAAGUCGGGGACUAUAUUUGUGUUACUGUCUUCAUACUUCAUAAUCUAUGGGAUCUCAUUUCCCCCAUGAAACUAGUUAAACAUUAGAACAACUGAGACUGACAAAAAUGUUUUCAUGAGGUCAUGAAUCUUUUACUAAUCAAAGUCAGAGUCACAGACUGACCUAAGUAUUCCAGCUGAGCCUCCACUAAUCAACAUUUUCAGAUUACCAGUGGAUCAAUUGUGUUGUCAUAGUGAGGAACCCACAAAGACAAAUUCCUGUUUUAGCUCGACACGGCAUUUUCAACUUCGUUUUCUAGGCUGGUUUCAGCAAGUAGCUGUUUUCAGCAAGACGAAGACGCAUGAAUGUGGUGCAAUACAAAGCUCUGCCCAGUGUGUUUUCUAUGGUAAAUAAGUGCCUCUCAAAGCAUUGUGGGGUAGAAGGAGAUGUGAUAGAGAGGUGGAACAGGAGGUGUUGUUUGCUUCCAUAUUUGGAGGAUGUCAGUGUUGUAAUAUCUGGGCUCCCUCCUUCAAUGUGCUCUGACUUUAAAAUGCAGAGUACAGUGAUGAGUGCUAGUCCAUAGCACAGAGCACCGUCUUCUCUCUGAUUUCUAGGGAGAAAAAAGUACCUUCACACAUAGACAUUUGAAGUGUUGUACAACAUCACAGUUAUAUUUAGACAAUGUUUGCUAGAGAACAAACUCUUUGGAUUUCGAGCACAGACAUACCUCCAACAACUGUAAAUUUACAAUUUUAUUUAGCAGAAGCUCUUAUCCAAAGUGGCGUUUAUCUGAGAGUAGAUACAACAUGACAUAGGUAUGUAAGGCAGCACUGGACAACUAAAAGGUCAGUUUUACUCAUGACAGUUUUCUUUCUAUUGUCAUUCUUGACUGUAAUCUGUCAGACUACCUGGUGGAAAUGGGCUUCCAUAUUAUACAACAUCCCUCUCCUGCUUUGUGCUGUAAAUAAUUUUAGCAGACUUCAAAAAGGAAGUGUAACCGUGAUAUGGUUGGCUCAGCUACGUUUGGAGAUGCAGCUUUACCUACGAUCAUGAGAAAGAGACGUGCUGUUUGCUGAAGCACAGUGAGCUUUGUGUCUUCUUUCCUGACGUGUCCUUUGCAGGUCAUUUCGUUGUGCAAAAUGUGUGACUUUGACGACCCACACUGCCAACAAUCCAUACUGGUUCUUAAUCACUCCAAAUCUUUACUACAGAUGGGUUUGGUUAGAAAAUGUAGUUAAAUAUUUGUAAUUGUCACGAGGAUUGUUGGAUGAACUGAUAAAUAAUAUUGUGCAGCCAGCAGGUGUUUCAGGUCAGCAGACCUCAUCAGGGUCAUUGUGGAAGUCCUUGGUGCAGUGACUGCAUGUGGCAUCUCCAGUUGUGUGUCUUCAUGACAAAGCUGCCAGGUUUUAGCUCUGAGCUAGGCUAGCAGUCUCCCCCUGCUUCCAGCUUUACUGCUAAACUAAGCCUGACAGAGAGAACAAGCCAAGACAGCCAAUUAAAAAGUGUUGCAUGAAAAUGAUCCAUAGACCACUUCAAUAAAAAGUGACACAAAUACAUAUUAUCCAACUACUUGCGGUGAAAAUCCACUUCAGAGUGGGUGUAAAAGCUUCCAUACUGAUAAGCUGAAGUGGGCCAGAGGGCUGUACUACAAAGUGAGAUUAGUGGGUGAGUGGUGAGGCCAAAGUCAGAGUUUUCAGUAUCAUGAAGGUGGCUCUCUUCCUGACUCGGUUUCCAUGGUAACUGAUGCUGUGGAGCUAACCUGGUCUGCAGCAGGCUAUGUUCAGAAUUUCUGAUUUAAAUCAGCUGGAAUAAGCAUCUUCGAUUAAACAAAGCAUCUUCUAAUGAUUCUUCAAGAGUGAUCCGGAUUCUCAGCUGAGGGAAAAUAAAAUGAAAGUAAUCACUAACUGAAAGCUGCAUAUUACUAAAACCACUGGAUGAAGUUACAGUAUCACACUGUAUGUAUCACGUUGCCAUGGGAACUCAACAUGUAUUUAGUUAGUGGUGCAGAAAUCAUAUAAAUAUGUUUCUGUGUUUAGUUCUGAUUUCCUGUCAAGUCAGUUUCCACUGCUGGUGCUGCAGCUGAUAGAACACAGAUCAGAAAACUGAUCAUCCUACUGGUAUUUAUUACAGAGAAGAUUUAAUCAGUAACAUUAGUUUCAUUUUGAUUUGGUCACAAAAUAAAAUGAUAUCCUGCAUUAUGGGACUAUGUCAGACUGAAAUGUACUUCAAUACAACAUCAUGUUAAAAUAUAUUAAGUCUAAAGUUGAAUAAUUUCACUAUGCAUCUGUCAGUUACCAAUAAUCAGCUGCAUUGAUCAGUAAAAUACAUAUAUUAGGCACGCUUAACGGUUUUCUCCCAGUAUUCCUGUCUUGCAUCGUUUGCAGCAGCAGCUUUUAACUGUCAUACAUUUGUAUAUUCCUCAUUGUUCUCCUUUAAAACAACCUGUUGACUGAAGCAGCCGAACAGUCAUUUUAUUUUGUGUGAAGAAGGAUCUCAUGACGCGUUAAACUCCUUCUUUUAAAUGAAUGCACACAGAGUUUGAAGCAGGAAACCUGACUUAACAAAGAAAGUUGAUAACAACAUUCGUGAUACCAGUUAUCUCUGACUGAGGCUUUAGUUUUUGUCGAGCCGACUUACACAAAGAAAGCCCGGCUAUGUUGAACUUGCUUCAUAGUUCAGCCCUGGAGUGCUGCUGGGAUUAGCAGAGGUGAUACCAAACCCCCUCUCACUGGGUCUGCACAUUAUUUACUAUUUGAAGUAUAUUCAAUCAGUAUAUGUGACUAAAGCACAGAUCUGCAUGCAGAUCUGAACUCAUUUGAGUGCCCAUUGUUUUGGAGAUGAAUGAAGUCAUAGUCCAGUGAGUAAUCACAGUGAGGUUAUCAAACAAAGCUUAUCCAGCUUUGUUUGCUCUCCAGUGAGUGAUUCAUGUCUGCAGGUCAGAGGUUAUGGUGAUUUGUGCCUUGCUUGCUGAACUGCUGAGGGGUCAAGACUGGCAAGGAGAAGAAAAAUACCAUGAAGUUAAGACAAGAUUUUUGUCAAAACCUUAUCUCUUUGUUCCCCACAUGACAAAUACUUUAGUGGUCUGAUGCGUUAGUCACUUUCCAGGCAGCCAGUGGCGUCUACUUCACUUCAUACAGCUUUGAAAGUAAACUUGCUGAUUUCAGACCUGCUUAACCAUCACAUCUAUUUUUUGUCAGUGUUGAGUUACACUUUUUUAGGAAUGCAUAAUUAAGAGCAGAUUGAUUUGAAAAGUCUGGAAUGCACACCAUAUGGCCAUGGCCAUCAUAAUGCAGACAGACCUGAACAAGAAAUAAGAAGUACACUAGUGUUCAAAAGUUUGGGCUCACUUAGAAAUGUCCUUAUUCUUGAAAGAAAAUCUGUUUUUUUUAUUGAAGAUAACAUUAAAUGAAUGAUAAAUCCAGUGUAGACAUUGUUAAUGUGGUAAAUGACUAUUCUAGCUGGAAACAGCUGAUUGUUAAUGGAAUAUCUCCAUAGGGGUACAGAGGAACAUUUCCAGCAACCAUCACUCCUGUGUUCUAAUGCUACAUUGUGUUAGCUAAUGGUGUUGAAAGGCUCAUUGAUGAUUAGAAAACCCUUGUGCAGUUAUGUUAGCACAUGAAUAAAAGUGUGAAUUUCAUGGAAAACAUGAAAUUGACUGGGUGACCCCAAACUUUUGAAGUAUGUAUCUGUUCAAAAUUAAUAAUUACGCUUCUGAAACAAGUUUAUUUUUGUGAUUCUCAUGCUGUAUUGAAAUUAACUGAUAUCAGUGAUGCUUGGAAGUAAAAAGAGUCUGACGUGGAAACCAAGUGUCGCUUUAAACUAAGUCAUGUAAUGCUUUACUCAAUCCCAGCGGUGCUAUUACUGAAGUAGUGUAGUUUAUCCUGGUAUCAGGCCAUGCGUCCUGUAUUUUAAAUUGAGAAUAAAAGUGUAUAUAAAGCGCUUUAGGAACACAAUUUAUUUACACCUUAAUGUGGGUAGUUUUCUUCAAAUUUGCUGAAGGAACUUUUCAAUUAUUUCUAUGCAGGAAACAUGAGGAAAUGCUUAAACCACUUCAGUUCUAGAAAGACAGAACUGUGCUAACCCUAUUGGCUGAAUGUGUUCCAGCGUAAACAGACAAAUGGGAGAGGAGUCUGUCAAUCACUCUCCCUCAGCUCUCCUAAUGCAGGCCAGCAGUCACUGAUGUGUCUCCUAUUAAGUCCACUGAAUGUUUCAUAUUUAUGUCACAUGAUCUCAGCAGAGAUAUCUUUAUGACAAAGAGUAUCUUUUGAUAAAAUCUUGGACCUUUAUUAUUUCAAAGUUUUGAUUGAACUGGUGUUCAUUUACUCUGCAGACAUCACGUGGCUUUGAGGUUGACCCUGAUGACUUCUCUGUGGAGGACUGCAGAACCAGAAAGACAUGUUUAGUGGUUCUUAUUGCUUUCUUUUCAUAAUACACUGGUAGCUUAACAGUGUUUGUUUGUUUAUUGCGUAUCAUAUCUUGCCAAAGUAGUUAAAUGGCUAUAUUUUAUACUAUUUUGUAUUAUUUCCUUGUACCAGUAAUCUACUAAACCUUUGUAUAUGUAUACAAUGCUGCUGGAAAGGCUCUCUAACAAUCUUUAUUUAGAUGAAGGAAGCUUACCACACAGUUUAAUCACAAGCAGGAGCAUAUAUUUACAUGAAAGUUAAGAAUAGGAGGCCUUCAGCAUGUAUGAACAACCGUGUUGUGUAACUACACUAAAGCUACCAAAGGCUUCAAUGACAUGGACGUUCAAAGGGCCAAUCAUGCUACGCAGAAGCAAAUGCUUUUUCCUGCUUAAACCUUUGUGCAAUGAAAAACACAAUGUGCAAUUUCAACAGUCUCUUGUCCUAUCUUAUAAUAUACAGGCUUAGCUUUUGUUUGAACUUGUUUACAGGGACGUAGCUGUUGUUUACAGAUAGGACUUUACUUGUACUGUAAAUCUUUGUGGUGUAUAUCUAUACUGAUACAAUGUAAUUCAUGUACUGUAGAUGUAACAGAGUAUCAUGUGGUUGAAACCUAAAAUAAAUCAGAGAAAGUUACAAAGUGUAAAACGUAAUUAUUUAUUACGGAUUCUUUUAUAACAAAGGAGAACUGAUGACUGAAACCAAAACAAGUAUCAUUAGAUCUACUGUUGAAGAAAGACCUUCAGUUUUUAUGAAAGUGUGAUCCUGCCAGAAAAUAACGUGACAGAAAAGUGUUGGGAUUCCACAGUAAAUCUGAGGUUAAACAGUAUGGGUUUCUUUGUAGCUUCAACAGUUAUACAGGUUUACUAGUCAGUACGUUCACAUCCGUCCAGGGCCACAUUAACUCAUCAGUGAGCCAUGGUACAAAAAUUAACUCUGGGUCCUAAAAUCAAUGUGUUUCUCCCAUUCUCUGUGUACUGGGUAUAGUUAAACAGAAAAGACUAUGAUGUUCCCAUAUUAAUAGAAUAUACACUUUAACUAUACUUAUUCAGGCCCUAAGUUGGGACCUCAAAGUUUUAUAAAAAUGCAGAUGUUGCCUUAAGGUUCCUAUCAUUUCAGAUUAGAAUGUGGUCUAGUUAUUACUAAACUUGAGAAUGUGGAGCUUUUGGACCCCAUGAAGAUCUUGGUCACGUGGACAACUGCUGCUUUUACAGCCAAGGAAGCUGCUGUCUGAGUGAUGAUCCCAAAGCAGAAGCUGCAGUUUCUCUCACAGCUGCUAGACGCUUGUUCCAAGAAAACUGAAUGCAGACUUCUUUGGAAGCUCACUUUAUUAAGAUGAUUAUUUGAACUUGAAAAUGAAAAUGUAAUUCUACACUAGUAUGAUAACUGUUCAUAUAUGUAUGUGUUAUUUGGGUGAAAAUGAAAAUGAAAAUGCAAAAAUCAGUUUGCUUUUUUACCAUGAGCAUGAAAGGGGCAUUUGACAUUUAAUUUUCAAAGACUUAGGCGGACAAUAUUCAAAUGCAGUAAGUCCCCAGUAUUUUGCAUUUAGAAAUUACUAAACUCCUUUUUCAAGAUUCAAGACCUUUGUCACAAACACAAUUAUACACAGUAUAAGCACAGCGAAAUGUAUUAAGCACCUGUUCCACACCAUAACAAGAAAGAAUAAAAACACACAAGAAAUAUAUAUUAAUGAAUAUAUAAAUGAAGAUAGAUAGAUAGAUAGAUAGAUAGAUAGAUAGAUAGAUAGAUAGAUAGAUAGAUAGAUAGAUAGAUAGAUAGAUAGAUAGAUAGAUAGAUAGAUAGAUAGAUAGAAAAUAAAUAAAUAAUCAAA
Amphiprion ocellaris (clown anemonefish) is the source of this 11969-nucleotide messenger RNA. RefSeq names its product transmembrane protein 121B (gene tmem121b). Bases 590 to 1756 code for a protein of 388 amino acids. The record is from RefSeq and is a predicted model, not a curated record. NCBI's taxonomy places the organism in Eukaryota, Metazoa, Chordata, Actinopteri, Pomacentridae. The transcript has a single exon.